GUGCCGCCGCCGCCUUCACUCUGCUGCGUCCGCCGCUCCCCCCGGCCGCAGCGGCAGCGGCGCGAGCCGGAGCGCGAGACCCCGGGCGAGCUCGCGCCCCCCACCCUGCCGCCGCCGCCGCUGUGCCGCCGCCGCCGCCGCCGCCUGCCCCUCGAGCCUCCCGCCGCUGGGAUCCCCCGCCUCGUUACCACGCCGGCUCUUUGCAGCCUUACGAACCAAAUCAAGAAACUAUGUUCCAACUUCCUGUCAACAACCUUGGCAGUUUAAGAAAAGCCCGGAAAACUGUGAAAAAAAUACUUAGUGACAUUGGUUUGGAAUACUGUAAAGAACAUAUAGAAGAUUUUAAACAGUUUGAACCUAAUGACUUUUAUUUGAAAAACACUACAUGGGAGGAUGUAGGAUUAUGGGACCCUUCACUUACAAAAAACCAGGACUAUCGGACAAAACCCUUUUGCUGUAGUGCUUGUCCAUUUUCCUCAAAAUUCUUUUCGGCCUACAAAAGUCACUUCCGGAAUGUUCAUAGUGAAGACUUUGAAAAUAGGAUUCUCCUUAAUUGUCCCUACUGUACUUUCAAUGCGGACAAAAAGACUUUGGAAACGCACAUUAAAAUAUUUCAUGCUCCAAAUGCCAGUGCACCAAGUGGCAGCAUCAGCACUUUUAAAGAUAAAAACAAACAUGAUAGCCUUAAACCUAAGCAGGCUGACAGUGUAGAGCAAGCUGUUUAUUACUGUAAGAAGUGCACUUACCGAGACCCUCUGUAUGAAGUAGUUAGAAAGCACAUUUACAGGGAACAUUUUCAGCAUGUUGCAGCACCUUACAUAGCAAAGGCAGGUGAAAAGUCACUUAAUGGUGCAGUCCCAUUAAGUUCAAAUACCCGAGAAGAGGGAAGUAUUCACUGCAAGCGAUGCCUUUUUAUGCCGAAAUCCUAUGAAGCUUUAGUACAACAUGUUAUUGAAGAUCAUGAACGUAUAGGCUAUCAGGUGACAGCAAUGAUAGGGCAUACCAAUGUAGUGGUUCCAAGAUCUAAACCAUUGAUGCUAAUUGCUCCAAAACCACAGGAGAAAAAGCCUAUGGGACUCCCACAAAGAGUUGGUUCCCUCGCCUCUGGAAAUGUCCGAUCUCUUCCGUCACAGCAGAUAGUGAAUCGACUCACUAUACCAAAGCCUAAUUUAAAUUCUACAGGAGUCAAUAUGAUGUCUAAUGUCCAUCUCCAACAGAAUAAUUAUGGAGUCAAAUCAGUAGCCCAGAGUUAUGGGGUUGGUCAGUCAGUGAGACUAGGUUUAAGUGGUAAUGCACCCGUUUCCAUUCCUCAGCAGUCUCAGUCAAUGAAACAAUUACUGCCGAGUGGGAAUGGGAGAUCUUACAGUCUUGGCUCAGAGCAGAGGUCACAGGCACCAGCAAGAUACUCGCUUCAGUCUGCCAAUUCAUCUUCUCUUUCAUCAAGCCAGUUGAAGUCAUCCUCUCUCUCUCAGUCGCAGUCAGCCUCUAGAGUAUUAGGUCAGUCUGGUUCAAAACCUGCUGCUGCUGCUGCUGCUGCUACAGGCCCCUCUGCAUCAACCAAUACUUCAUCAACACAAAAGUGGAAAAUUUGUACAAUUUGUAACGAGCUAUUCCCUGAAAACGUCUACAGUGUUCACUUUGAAAAGGAGCAUAAGGCAGAGAAGGUGCCUGCAGUUGCUAACUACAUAAUGAAAAUACACAAUUUCACUAGUAAAUGUCUAUAUUGUAAUCGGUAUUUGCCCACUGAUACUUUGCUUAACCACAUGUUAAUCCAUGGUCUCUCUUGUCCAUAUUGCCGUUCAACUUUUAAUGAUGUUGAAAAGAUGGCUGCUCAUAUGCGAAUGGUUCAUGUUGAUGAAGAAAUGGGACCCAAAACUGAUUCCACUUUAAGCUUUGAUUUGACAUUGCAACAGGGUAGUCACACUAACAUACAUCUACUUGUAACCACGUACAACCUGAGAGAUGCCCCAGCUGAAUCUGUAGCUUAUCAUGCCCAGAAUAAUCCCCCAGUCCCCCCAAAGCCACAGCCAAAAGUUCAGGAAAAGGCAGAUGUCCCUAUAAAAAGCUCACCUCAGGCUGCAGUACCCUAUAAAAAAGAUGUAGGUAAAACACUUUGUCCUCUAUGCUUUUCGAUCCUGAAAGGACCCAUCUCUGAUGCACUUGCACAUCAUUUACGGGAGAGGCACCAGGUCAUUCAAACGGUUCAUCCAGUUGAGAAAAAGCUCACCUACAAAUGCAUCCAUUGUCUUGGUGUAUACACUAGUAACAUGACAGCCUCAACAAUCACACUGCAUCUGGUUCACUGCAGAGGUGUUGGAAAGACCCAAAAUGGCCAAGAUAAAACAAAUGCUCCCUCUCGACUCAAUCAAUCUCCAGGGCUGGCACCCGUGAAGCGUACUUAUGAGAACAUAGAAUUUAAUUUGCUGAAAAAGAGGAAGCUAGAUGAUGAGGUAGAUACACCCUCCAUCUUUGAAGAGAAACCUGAAGAGCCGGUUGUCUUAGCUUUAGACCCCAAGGGUCAUGAAGAUGAUUCUUAUGAAGCAAGAAAAACAUUUCUUACAAAGUAUUUCAACAAACAGCCCUAUCCCACUAGAAGAGAAAUUGAAAAAUUGGCUGCUAGUUUAUGGUUAUGGAAGAGUGACAUUGCUUCUCAUUUCAGUAAUAAAAGGAAGAAAUGUGUCAGAGAUUGUGAAAAGUACAAACCUGGUGUGUUGCUAGGUUUUAACAUGAAAGAACUAAACAAAGUUAAACAUGAGAUGGAUUUUGAUGCUGAGUGGCUGUUUGAAAAUCAUGAUGAAAAGAAUUCUAGAGUCAAUGCUAGUAAAACUGUUGACAAAAAGUUAAACCUUGGGAAAGAAGAUGACAGUUCCUCAGAUGGUUUUGAAAAUUUAGAAGAAGAAUCCAAUGGAAGUGGUAGUCCUUUUGAUGCAAGUUUUGAUGUUGAACAUAAAAUUCCUAAUGAUAGCAUAGUGGAGAACCCAGAAGAAAGUAUUGCCAAAAUAACUACUGGGGACACUUUAGAAUCUGAAGAUAAAAUAGACCAAAAAGAUGAAGAAGAUUCAAAAUAUGGAGAUAUACAUUCUGCAGAGGAACCAACAAAACUAAUACAUGAUGCCUCUGAUAGUGAUGUUGAUCAAGAUGACCCUGUUGAGUGGAAAGAUGGCACUUCUCCAUGUGAAAGUGGUCCUGGUUCUCAACAGGUUUCUGACUUUGAAGACAAUACAUGUGAAAUGAAACCUGGAGCAUGGACUGAUGAAUCAUCCCAGAGUGAAGAUGCUGGAAGCAGUAAACCAGUUGCCGAAACAAAAGGUGCAUCAGAAAGUGAUGAAGAGCAAUUGAAAUGGAAGAAUAGUUCCUAUGGAAAAGUAGAAGAAUUUUGGUCUAAGGACCAGUCACAGUGGAAAAAUGCAUCUGAAAAUGAGGAAAGUUUGUCCAACCCACAGAUGGAGUGGCAAAAUAGCACAAUUGACAGUGAGGAUGGAGAGCAAUUUGAUAAUAUGACUGAUAGUGUUGCAGAACCAAUACAUAGCAGCUUAACUGGUGUAGAGCUGAGUAGCCAACAAGCAUAAACUGCCCUGUUUCCUACAUAUUGGUGGUAGGCUGUAUUCUGUAACUGUUGGAUCUUUGCAUUUCAGUAUGACUGCUAAGCUUAAUUCAACUGGUACUGCCUUUUGAGUGCUAGGUCAACUGACUUCAGUGGUUGAUAUGUGGCCACUCCUAUUCCAGUGGUUAUUUCUGAGUAUACUGUUGGCUAAUCUUGCUUUAGAAUCUGCUGUGGCAAGCACAGUAAAUUAAUGUGAAAAACCAAUAUGCUGGUGGCUCCGGAAUGCACAUGAGGAAAAGCAGAGAUUUAUUUUAUCUGCAUUCUCAACAUUUAUUUCACUCUGUAUAUGUUCAGUUGUAUGUCCUUUUAAAACCAUUACCUUUAUUCACAUGGUAGUAUAGGUCCAACAUAUGAGCUACCAGUUCAAUGUGUAUAGUAGACUCUGGGGAAAAUUGAUUUUUUUUUUCAUUUAUUCAUUCUGAAUAGUUAAAAUAUGUAUAUUUGUACAGUCUUUUAGACCUAUUCAAGUGACGCUUAUGAUAUUGUUCUUGUGUACCCAUCAUAGAUUUGUUUCUCUUUUUUAGUGUUGCCCUGCUGUGUAAUAAACGCUGUAUCUAGUUUAUCUAGCAAAAGCUUGAACCUGCUAUAGUAUGAACUUUUGACAGACUUAGUUUUUGCACAUAACCUUGUACAAUCUCAAACAAGAGGCCAGCAACAUUAAAAAAAAUAUAUCUGGACUCUAUUGUAUUAUAGAAUUUUCUUGUUCUGAAUAUCCUCAAAAUUACAGCCAACAAACUGGUAUUUCAGAUCCAUUUUCUGAAAUCUUUUAAGCUAAAAUCACAUGCAAGAAACAAGUUUGCAGCUAAUUUUGACACCUUUUAGAACUGUAUAAAAGUGUAUUGUGUUGAGGCAGCAAACAAACUUGACUGCUGCAUUUUGGAUAUUUAGUUUUAUCUUUAGUUACACACCAACAUGGUGUAUUCAUUUAUACCAUCUAAUAUAUGACACACUGUUGUAGUAUGUAUAAUUUUGUGAUCUUUAUUUCCCUUUGUAUUCAUUUUAAGCAUCUAAAUAAAUUGCUGUAUUGUGCUUAAUGUAAACAUUGGCUUUAUUACAAAUAACAGUGCUUUGUACAUUUGUACUUUGUGACAUUGGAGUCCACAGAGCCAAAUUACCAUGGGCAUGUGUAACUAUCAGCGCCUUGUAGAAAAUCAAGGGCUGCCAUUUUUGGAAGAUGAUAUUGAUAAUCUUUCAGAUUUACAGAUUCCUAUUACAAAUCCUUCUAUUACUCUUUUAUUGCUAUGAUGAAAAUCCUUGGGUUUUUAAGUUCAUCUUUUGUCAAGCAGUAAGGCUACCUUUGUGUAAAUGUCCCUAAUAAAAAAGGGUAUGAGCACAAGUUGGGAAUAACUCAACUUGUAGACGGAAUCUUAGUUCAGUGGUGUUCUGUCUUCCCUCAGGUGUAUGCUUCCUUUCAAUACAAAGAAGGAGCGGAGCGGUGUUAUUAAGUGAAUUUCAUAACUUUGGGAUAGCUAGAAUUACAGUUUUGUUUUGAAGCAGCAAGGAGUAGUGGAAAGACAUGCCAAGUUACAGUUUCAGCUCUGUAACUGACUUGUGAUCUGAAUUCAAGUCAUCUUACCUCCCUGGGCAGCAGUGUCCUCUCUCUAAAAUAAAGGAGAACCUAAAUGUUGUUUCCAACUGCAAUUUCCAUGAUUUUAUAGUUUUUUAUUUGGUCAAUGUCCCCCCCAAAAUGCAUCUCAAUCUAAAAGUAGAUAUUUUAUCUAUUAAAGUUUAGGGAGAAAUAGUGUUUAAAGGAUCCGUAAUUGUCAGUUUGGAUAUUUUCUCCACCAAUGUAUUUCAUAACCCCCCUAUAAUUUCAUCAUCAACAGUAACUGUAACCAAAAUUUUUUGUCAAUUUGGUGAAGAGUAUCUCUUUAACUUUAACUCAGCUGGAUCUCGAGCAUAGUCCAUUACUUGAUCUGCAGAGGAGGCUGUUCCAGCUACAUAGGGACAUGCAAAACUUGUCGUCUUCUGGCAGAGGCUUCAAGAAAGCAACGUGGAGGCAUUGAAGUAGGAAAAGUUGAGGAGAAAACAUUGCACCCAAAAAAAAGUGGAUUACCUUCAGACAAGCCUAGGUUCUGGAGAUGCACACACACCCCACCCCCAAAAAUAGGUCCUUGUUCUCAAGGAACUUUGUCCUGGAGUAUACACUUAAUUUGAGGGGGGAGGGCAUGAACAAUAGGGAAGAACAGGGAAGCCUUCACAGAGGAGUUGGUCUGAGAAGGGAAAUGAAGAAGAACCUAUUCUAGGUAUGAUGUUUUUGCAAAAUACGCAGAUUGUAGAUGGAAUGUGGAGUUCAGGUAAUAGCUAAUAAUCCAGUUUGGCUAGAAAGAGAGGAAGUAACUAGAAAUGUGGGUCUGGAACCAGAUUUUUGGAGUCCCAAAAAUGUUGGCCUAAGGAGUGUGCAUUUUGAAAAUAAAACAUACUUACUUUGUGUUAGCAUUCCCACCUUUAAUUAAUAAGCUGAGAUUUAUAUGGUACUUACUUUACAUUAUCACUUAAUAUAUGGUGACUGGCUUUGAUUAUUUGUUUUUUUGUUUUGGGGUUUUUUUUAAUAAAAUAAGGGGCAUAGCAUUCUGCCACCCUUAUAAAUGGAAGGAAAUCUUUAUAAUUAAAGUUUCUAUAUCAAACCCUUUUUAAAAAAUGUAUGGCAAAAAGAUAGGCCUUAUAACCUUGUUCACUCAACUUUAAGUGCUGAUCUUAAUAUUAGUUUCUUGAGAUGAUUUCUGGUCUGAAAAUGGCUCAGAUUUACCUGUUCUGUACAAUAAUCAUGUUUUUUAUUCAAAAUUUGACUAACUGAACCAACUUUGUCAUUUCCCCAUUAUUGGUGACCAGUGGUGUUUUAUGGGGAAGCUCUGGAUAAGGAAGUGUGGAAAAGGGGGGUGUAUGUGAUUCAAUCAAUUGUG
This is a messenger RNA of Dromiciops gliroides (monito del monte), 6507 nucleotides long. RefSeq names its product activity dependent neuroprotector homeobox (gene ADNP). Gene Ontology annotation, molecular function: DNA binding. The record is from RefSeq and is a predicted model, not a curated record. Bases 231 to 3569 code for a protein of 1112 amino acids. The transcript has 4 exons. NCBI's taxonomy places the organism in Eukaryota, Metazoa, Chordata, Mammalia, Microbiotheria, Microbiotheriidae. Gene Ontology annotation, cellular component: nucleus. Gene Ontology annotation, biological process: regulation of gene expression.